GAAAUUAUAAAGGACUUGGCUUCGGCCUUAAUGAACUUUUUAUUUCAGGAUAUAAUAUAAAUCAUAUAAGACCUGGCUUCGGCUUUUUUGAAAAUGUAUUUCAGACAUUAUAUAGAACAGACAAGGGUAUGGGCUUAGAUCCCCUUGCCUUUCCAAAGAAGGAAAAAUUGUACCAAAAAAAAUAUUUAUGGGGCCGAAUCAAACAAAAACAAAAAGCAAAGCGUAGUAAGCAAAGCAGGUACAAUUUAGUAAUUCAAACAGUAGAAUUAUGUUAUGUACUUACAUAAAUGAUUUGUUUUAUAAUUUUAUAUACGCCUUCGAAAGAUAAAAAUAAUAUGAAUGAAUUGAAACAUAUUAAAAAAUACAAAACAUUACAAUGCAACAAAAAGUCCGAGAAGCAACAUAGCGCCGGCAUAACAAGAUUUAAUGUUUAAUUAAUAUCAUAAUUCAAAAUUUAGAAGGAUUGUAGACACCCAGAAACUUAAAUCAUGUAAUAAAAUGUCACAAUUUCCUAAUCAAACAUUAUUUAAGUUAUGCAUUAUUAUUUGUGCAGCCACUUUGCCUUUCUUAUUUACAAUAAAUGGUGAUUUUGUUUUUGACGAUUCGGUCGCAAUUACUAAAAACAAAGAUGUCACCUCUAAGUCCUGGUUGGAUUGCUUUUAUAAUGAUUUUUGGGGGACAGAAAUAAAAAGUGAACUAAGUCACAAAUCAUAUAGGCCUUUGACCAUUCUGACGUUCAGGAUAAACUAUUUUAUGAGUGGUGAAAGGUUGAUAGCCAUUCAUUUUAAGAUCACAAACUUAAUAUGCCACAUAUGGGGAUGUAUUGUUUUAUGGAUAUUUUUGAGAACUGUUUUAAAUAUUCAAAAUGAAGGAUUUUAUGAAACCUCAUUUUUGACAACAUUAUUGUUUGCUGUACACCCCAUACAUGUAGAAGCAGUAAGUGGCAUAGUAGGACGAGCUGAUGUCAUGGCUUCAAAUAUUUUUCUUCUUGCAUUUCUUGUGUAUCAUUUCUCACAAUCAAAAUCUAAAUCAAUUUGGAAACACUUAAUUCUGUUGACAACAAUAAUCCUCUCAGGAAUAUCUAUGCUGUUUAAAGAAAAUGGGAUUACUGUUUUGGGAUUUUGUUUGGUGUAUGAAAUUAUGAAUAAGAUGAAAUUUAUGAAAUUAAAAAAAUCAACAACUGGUAAUUUUGUCAUAAAUAACAGAUUUGUAAAUCUGGAAUUAGAUUCAAUACUUAGAAUACUUAUUAUCCUAAGUGGAGCAAUUUUACUAUUAUCGGGAAGGUGGCUUAUAAUGGGAGGAUCUUAUCCAGAAUUCAAACCAGUUGAUAACCCUGCAGCUUUUGUUGAAAAUUAUUACACAAGGGUAAAAACAUAUAAUUAUAUUUAUUUCUUGAAUAUCUUGCUGCUGAUCUGGCCCCAGUGGUUAUGCUAUGACUGGUCUAUGGGCUGCAUUCCUUUACUUGAAAAUAAUAUGGACUUUAGGACCAUAUUCAUAUUCAUUAUGUACAUUUAUGGAGGACUGUUAAUUAAAAGUUUGUUCAAUAACAAAAAUCAUAGUACAACAAAAAGAUCAUUGAUUAUUGGUGUAUCUCUAAUGAUAUUGCCUUUUCUGCCAGCAGCAAAUAUUGUACGCCCAGUUGGUUUUGUUAUUGCUGAGAGAAUUCUCUACAUAUCUUCAUCCGGAUAUUGUUUACUUAUUGUUAUUGGAUAUAAAAAAAUCUGUAAAAAGGUGAACAGUGUAAAAUGUAAGGUGUUAUCUGCAAUGUUUUUAUUUCUGCUAAUAAUUUAUGGAAUGAGAAGUUUCCAAAGGUCAGGUGACUGGCAGAAUGAAUAUAAACUAUUUACGAGUGGGCUUUCGGUGUGUCCUCUGAAUGCUAAAAUACACUAUAAUGUCGCCAAAGUGGCUGAUAGUGAGCAACAUGUAGAAUGGGCUCUAAUGGAAUACAAAGAAUCAAUCAGAUUGAAUCCUACGUACUACCAGGCGAUGAAUAAUCUAGGGAAUCUACUAAAGACUUUAAAACGGUUCGACGAAGCAGAAUAUUACCUACGAGAAGCAAUUAAACAGAAGAAUGACUACCCGGCAACGUGGAUGAAUCUAGGAAUUGUAUUAGCUAAUAAAAAACAAUACCGCGAAUCGGAGAUAGCCUACAAAACCGCUAUACAACACCGAAGAAAAUAUCCGGACUGUUAUUAUAACCUGGGAAACUUGUAUUUAGAGCUGAACGAUACGAAUGCUGCGUCUGAAUGUUGGUUACAGGCCAUAAAUUUAAACUCUAAGCACAAUUUGGCUUGGACUAAUUUACUUGCGCUACUUGAUAAUACAGGACAAACUGACAAGGCUCUAAAAAUCAUUCCGCGUGCACUCAACGAAUUACCGGAUUCGGCAUCAGUAAAUUUCGCUGUUGCAAAUAUUUACGGAAAAAUUGAACUUUAUGUGCAAGCUGAAAAGUAUUUCAAAAUCGCAAUUAAAUUGUUCGGCAAAAGAGUCCAAGCUCUUCAUUUCUCAAAUCUAGGUGUUUUGUACCACCGAUGGAAGAAAUAUAGUUUAGCCAAAGAAAUGUAUAGUAAAGCUAUCGAAUUAGAUCCAUUAUUUACAAGCGCACAGAAAAAUCUGAAGACUCUAAAGAGACUAAACUAAAUCGAUCUAAUAAAUCCCUUGCAAGAUAGGUACUUUAAUUAAUAAUAAUCGCGCGACAAAAGUGGAUGACUUAAAGAAGAUUACUAUACCAUAUUAUAUAUUAAAUGUACUAAUAGAAUUUUAUGCCUCCCAAAACCCUUGGUUUCGCAAUUAAAUUUAAACUAAACUUUAAUCUACUAAAAUUUUGUUUUAAACUAUAAGACUACGACAACUUUUAUUUAUUCCUAAAGAAUACUACUACCAAUAUAUUUUUUUGUUUUCAUUCAUUGUUUAAGCAUAUUGACAUUUUAUAUAAGUAUCAUUUAUUAAUUAUUUCACGGCAACUGAGGUAAAUAUUACGCAGGCUAGCAGUAAGUUUUACAAAAAUCAGGUCAUAGUUUAUUUCUUAUGUACAGUCCGCGCGCGAGCUCCGAGGGUUUUUAAGGUAUGUUAACGUAAUGAGCUAGUGUUGUAAUUAGUCGACAUUGCGCUAUCGAUACUAACACAUCUUAAGCCUCCGUGCGACUGUAAAUUAUAAAAUAGUAUGAGGGUAUUAUGUACUUGAAAUAAAAAUAAAACAAUUGAUCACGUAUGAAUUUAAUUUAAUGAACUUAUACUUAUUGAUCAACAUGAACGUGAAAUCUUAUUAAUUACUCUCGCAAUCAGAUUAAUCAGUAGUUGAAGAAUUUGAUAUACUCCUCUUGAUGUCAUUCUCCUCACGUACUUCAAUAAUAAACGAUUCGACAACAUCCUCCAUUAAGCCAUCCUUUUUCCAGUAAUAUUCCUCUAAUGCUAAGACAUGUUUAUUAUGCUAGUGCUCGCCAUUCCUUUUUCAUCAAAUUAAAUAGCUAUUUGUGUAAACAAAAAUAUUUAUAAGUGUAAGAUUAUUUAUAUUAGAAAUCACAUGUAAUUAACACUGCCAUCACAAAAUUAAAAACAACGAGUCGAUUAGCAUACUCUCACGUUAAGGUCGACACUAGUACUGGGAGAGUGCGGGGUAUGAAGCGAUGGUCGCGCGCGGUGCACGCCCGCCCGCUUCCUCAGCCCCCGAAUCCUCGGAGCUCGCGCGCGAACUGUUUUUUUUUUUUUUUUUCCCUACCUAAGCUGAUAGCCCUAGCGGCUAUUUCAGCGUAGCCUUAACUUUAGUAGGUGAGCUCACGGGGCUCAAACCUGACGAUGUUGCUAACACGAACCCUAGCAAGAGUCGUGCUUCGCAGAAUCUACCACCGGAUCGGAAACGUGACCCACUGAGAAGAUCCGGCGAGAAACUCAGUGGGCUGUGUCUGAGAGUUAAUUUACUCGUCGAGCCCUUCGUCGCAAGCGACGGGUUCGACGAGAACGGUGACCGGUGCUUGAAGUACCUAAAAGCACCGUUAGUGGAUCAGGAGGAUCCGAGAUGACGUGUUUAGGGCGACGUCGACUGCUUUCCAUUCUGUCCGCAGGAUCGGGAAUGUAGUUACCGGCGGCCACGAUGAGAGGGUUCUCGUGUCGUGCCGCUUUAUCGAAGUGGCGCAUGGACGCCGACUGAAGAUACUUACUGAUGGACUCUAAGUCCAGGUCGUCAUGGAGGUCGACGUUCCUGACGAACCACGGGGCUCCGACGGCUAUCCUGCAAAAACGGGAUUGAAUAAUUUGAAAGGAUUUUAAGUGUAUGCGGGCCGCGUGAGCGAACACUACACUUGCAUAGGUCAUGACGGGGCGUAUGCAAGUUUUGUAGAGUGUCACCUUAUUUCUAAGGGACAUUUUACUUCGCCUACAUAUCAUCGGGUAGAGACGUCCUAGAAUGAAGGCGGCACGGUCGCGUACCGUCUUGAUGUGGGGGCGGAAUGUCAUCCUACUGUCGAGGGUGACGCCUAAAUAUUUGACCUUCGGGGCCCACGGUAUGGGCUGGUCGAACAUCGUGAUUGGGCGAACGGCGGGGGCGGGGUUAUUGACGCGCCUAGUCGGGAGAGGGAUGCUCAGCGUGGUGUUCGGAGGGCGACCCCUUUUGAAGAGCACCGCUGUGCUUUUCGUGGGGUUAAUGUCGAUGCGCCACUUCCGGAACCACUGUCCCAUGGUGGUAGCUGCGGUCUGAAGUCGUCGAUGAAGCAACGCCUUCUUCCUACACGAGUAGUAGAUGGCGGUGUCAUCGGCGAAGAGCGCCAGAUGGGUCUCCGGAGACCGGGGUAUAUCGUUGAUAUACAAACUGAAUAGUAACGGGGAGAGGGCGGAGCCUUGCGGGACUCCGGCUGUGACGUGACGGGGCCGGGAACGCGUUCCCUCGACUCGAUAUCGGAACGAACGGUUCGACAAGUAGUCUCGUAUGAUGAGCACGAGCCUGUCUGGCACUCCCAUGUUAUACAGUUUGUAUAUCAAACCGUUGUGCCAGACUUUGUCGAACGCCUUCGCUAUAUCGAAGAAGAGGGCUCCUGUCGGAAUGGGUUUCCGCCUGUUCAGCCCUAGUAAGAUGUGCUCCGUGAGGCGGUGCACUUGAUGGACGCACGAGUGUCUGGCGCGGAAUCCAAACUGCUCGUCUAUCAGAAUUUUGUUCGCGGAUACGAAGUCCCAGAGGCGUUUACGAAGGAGCCGUUCGUAUAGUUUGCCUAUCGCCGGGAGGAGACUGAUGGGGCGGUAACUCGCGGUUUCGUUCUUCGGUUUGCCCGGCUUGUGUAUGCCGAUAACGUCCGCGCGCGAACUGUACUAAAUAGAAAUAUAUACGUCUAAUUCUUUUGUACUAAAAUAAAAAUUAUAGCUUGAUUUCAUAUUAAACUUUUUAACAUGUUAAUAGGUCAUACCUACACAUUCUUCAAUUGAUUUAAACUUAUAUAAAUACUCUUAAGCCGCGAAAUGUUAAUGUUUAAUGUAAUAAAAUCAUCACAUAA
Molecule: messenger RNA, 5480 nt
Organism: Bombyx mori (domestic silkworm)
Lineage: Eukaryota; Metazoa; Arthropoda; Insecta; Lepidoptera; Bombycidae
Product: protein O-mannosyl-transferase TMTC4
Exons: 11
Coding region: 499-2640 (713 amino acids)
Biological process (GO): endoplasmic reticulum unfolded protein response; protein O-linked glycosylation via mannose
Cellular component (GO): endoplasmic reticulum
Molecular function (GO): protein binding; mannosyltransferase activity
Source: RefSeq, a predicted model, not a curated record